AGGACCCCUCCCCUGACAGGACCAAUGACAUGACUUUGCUGCCCACACCCACUUAGGAGUGGAAUGACUACAAGCUGCGCUGGAAUCCGGCCGAUUUUGGCAACAUCACAUCCCUCCGGGUCCCCUCAGAGAUGAUCUGGAUCCCUGACAUUGUCCUCUACAACAAUGCGGACGGGGAGUUUGCUGUGACCCACAUGACCAAGGCCCAUCUCUUUUCCUCGGGCACUGUGCACUGGACGCCCCCCGCCAUCUACAAGAGCUCCUGCAGCAUCGACGUCACCUUCUUCCCCUUCGACCAGCAGAACUGCAAGAUGAAGUUCGGCUCCUGGACCUACGACAAAGCCAAGAUUGACCUGGAGCAGAUGGAGCGGACAGUGGACCUGAAGGACUACUGGGAGAGCGGCGAGUGGGCCAUCAUCGACGCCACGGGCACCUACAACUCCAAGAAGUACGACUGCUGCGCCGAGAUCUACCCCGACGUCACCUACUACUUCGUCAUCCGCCGCCUGCCGCUCUUCUACACCAUCAACCUCAUCAUCCCCUGCCUGCUCAUCUCCUGCCUCACCGUGCUGGUCUUCUACCUGCCCUCCGACUGUGGAGAGAAGAUCACGCUCUGCAUCUCCGUGCUCCUCUCGCUCACCGUCUUCCUGCUGCUCAUCACCGAGAUCAUCCCGUCCACCUCCCUGGUCAUCCCGCUCAUCGGCGAGUAUCUGCUCUUCACCAUGAUCUUCGUCACCCUCUCCAUCAUCAUCACUGUCUUUGUCCUCAACGUCCACCACCGCUCACCCAGCACCCAUAAUCUGCCCCGCUGGGUGCGGGUGGUCUUUCUGGCUUGGGUGCCCCGCUGGCUUCUGAUGAGCCGGCCGCUGCCACCACCGCCACCGCCGCUGUCACCCCUGGACCUGAAGCUCAGCCCAUCCUAUCACUGGCUGGAGGCCCAUGAGGAUGCAGGGGAGGGGAGGGAAGAGGAGGAAGAGCGGGAAAGAUGGGAGUGUGCGGGACACUUGCCCCCUUGCGUGGGUGGCCACUAUAGCCAUGGGGGUCUGUGCCCAGGGACCUCAGGUUCCGAGCUGGAAGAGACCCGGAUGCAGGACAGUGGGUUCCUGCUGUCACCUCACAUACAGAAGGCUCUGAAAGGAGUGCAUUACAUAGCUGACCACCUGCGGGCAGAGGAUGCAGACUCUUCUGUGAAAGAAGACUGGAAGUAUGUCGCCAUGGUCAUCGACAGGAUCUUCCUCUGGCUGUUUGUCGUUGUCUGCUUCCUGGGGACCAUUGGGCUCUUCCUUCCUCCCUUCCUGGCUGGAAUGAUCUGAUCCUAUAUCCCAUUGCUGCCUUUCCUUGCUGCAUCUCCAGAGCAAGCCUCUGGGUCAAGGUCCUCUGACCGCAGCAUCCCUCACCAGUGUCCCUCACCAACGAAGACUUCCUGGGGCCAUUCCCUUGGCCUGACUGUGUUUCGUGCUGUGAAUCUGCUGUCACCUAAGAUUCCCCAGGAGGAGGGAUAUAGACAUUGAGUGAGAGGAGGCUUAGACUGGGGAAGAAGGGUUGAGGCCAGUUGAAGAGGAAGGGAGGGGGUGUCAAGAGAAUUGGGGCCAGAAAGGUGCGAACAAGGUUUGGGCUUCAUGAAUAAUUCCGAGGUGCUGGUUGGAAAUAGCCAGGAUGUAGGCCUGUGGGAGGAAGUUGAGAAGGUAGGUCGGACUAUCUCUUACCCGGGUUUGGACAGAAAUUCAGGGUCUGAGUCACAGGUGGCAAAGGCAAUUGGAAAGGUGGAUGGGGCGGGUCUGGCUGGCUGAGUAAGGGUGCUGAGCUACUUUGCCUCCACAGGGGAAAUACUUGGGACACACUCCCCCCACACACACACCUCAAGAUAUCUUCCUCUUCCACUUAGCUCUUCCUGGCUGUGAAUUGGUCCAGCACCCAGGAAGUAUUGACAUGGGGACACUAUCAAUCCUUGAAUACCCAGGGGCAAACAGGACAGGCUGAGCCCUUGGCCCCAGCUCUGGCUUACAGA
Molecule: messenger RNA, 2008 nt
Organism: Erinaceus europaeus (western European hedgehog)
Lineage: Eukaryota; Metazoa; Chordata; Mammalia; Eulipotyphla; Erinaceidae
Gene: CHRNA2
Product: cholinergic receptor nicotinic alpha 2 subunit
Exons: 3
Coding region: 132-1313 (393 amino acids)
Biological process (GO): chemical synaptic transmission; monoatomic ion transmembrane transport; signal transduction
Cellular component (GO): neuron projection; postsynaptic membrane; synapse
Molecular function (GO): transmembrane signaling receptor activity; acetylcholine-gated monoatomic cation-selective channel activity
Source: RefSeq, a predicted model, not a curated record